AUGAUUCAUUUUGUGGUCCUUUUGCUUCUUGAAACUUGCGUUAGUCGCGUCUCCAGCGUCAGAUUCGAUGCAGAGCAUUCUCAAGUCAACUAUUCGGGCAUUGCCUCGGGAAUCACCCUCCCAGUUUACUAUUUUCAGCUCAAUCUUUUCGACAAAAACGGCGAGCAACUAGAUGAGUCGCCAGAGAACAAUCCAAAUGUUGAAGUAUUAGGCGCCGACGGAAGCCAGAUUCGAUCCAAGGUCGAACUCCUCGACACCAAAAAUGGCCGCUUCAUGGGUCGGAUCAAGACAUUCCAACUCCUCGAGAAGGUGACCAUUCGAGUAACUGAUGAAGAUAGUGGAAAAGAAUUCGGUAACUCGCGACGACGCUUUGAAAAUUUGAAUCACGACGAGUGUUCCUGUCCUGUUGAGAUCGAGAGAUUUCAAGAAGCGUUUGAGCUGGAGCAUCGAGAAGACGAUGUUCUCAUUGGAUUCGAUCAGAUGUCAUACGAAAGCAACAACGAGCAGAUUCGAGAAUAUUUCGCUGCUCGUCCAAAUAGUUGCGCGCUCUGCCACUAUGUCAUAAAAGCUGGUCGCAUUUACCGCCAGUGCUACGGGAAACAUGUCGGUUUCAACAUGUUUUCUGAUGCGACACUUAUCGCGCUUUCAAGAAUCGUCAAGCUGCCCGAUGUGCAAUUCUGGAUGAACUUGGGCGACUGGCCCCACUCGACAGUGAACAAGAAACGAAAGGAAGAACAGCUCUUUCAAAUGGUUUCAUGGGGAUCGCAUCAAGACUUCAAAGAUCUCGUUGUUCCAACAUACGAUCUCAUGGACUCUACGCUAGGGAUGAUGCAUCGUCUCAGCAAGGAUCAGUUCUCCGUUCAAAGUACGGGUCGCCAAACACAAUGGACAGAAAAGAUCGAAAAGGGCUUUUUUCGCGGCAGAGACAGUCGACAAGAGCGUCUCGAUUUGGCAGAAAUGUCGCAAAAGAAUCCAGAGCUCAUCGAUGCCGCCAUCACGCGAUAUUUCUUCUUCAAAGAAGACGAAAGCAAGUACGGACCCAGAUCGGAACACGUGCCUUUUGCUGACCAUUUCAAAUUCAAAUACCAAAUCAACGUUGAUGGGACCGUAGCGGCAUAUCGCCUGCCCUAUCUCAUUCUCGGCAAUUCGGUUGUUUUAAAACAAGAGAGCGCUUACUACGAGCACUUUUACCCAAAGCUAGAGGCUUGGAAACACUUUAUUCCGCUCAAAAGAGACUUGUCCGACAUCGUCGAGAAGAUCCAAUGGGCGAAAGAAAACGACGCCGAAGUAGCUGAAAUAGCAAGAGCUGCUCAUCGAGUUGUAGAGAAAGAAACUGAACCGGUUAGGGUUCUUUGGAGCUGGAUAUCGCUGCUCAAGCGCAUUUCGGAGAAAAUGACAGGAGAGGUCGAAAUAAACGACGAAAUGGAAGAAGUGCAGAUCCCAGUAUCUCAUAGACCCUGCUCCUGUAGUAGUAGACAACACAACGAACUGUAA
Oikopleura dioica is the source of this 1494-nucleotide messenger RNA. The record is from the annotation of a GenBank genome assembly. Lineage: Eukaryota; Metazoa; Chordata; Appendicularia; Copelata; Oikopleuridae.